This is a messenger RNA of Racocetra persica, 264 nucleotides long. The record is from the annotation of a GenBank genome assembly. Lineage: Eukaryota; Fungi; Glomeromycota; Glomeromycetes; Diversisporales; Gigasporaceae.
AUGUCAGGAAAAGAUUUACCAACACGAUGCAUUCGAACCUUCGAUUCGCAUGAGGGACCCGUUCACAUUGCACGCUAUAACUCAAGUGGCGAAUACCUUCUCAGUGGAGGACAAGACAAAAGGGUGUGCUUAUGGAAUCCAGAGACCGGUUUACGUAUUAAAACAUACACCGGACAUGGAAAAGAAGUAUUAGAUAUCAAUGUCACCAUGGAUCAUUCGCGUUUCGUCUCUUGUGGAGGCGAUCGUCAAGUCUAUUACUGGGAU